AUGUCUCUAAGGUACGAAACCAAAGUUACUAUUUCGAAAGUUCCUCAAAAUAUUACUGAGGCAGGUUUAAAAUCUAUCUUUGAGAACUGCGAAAUUUCAAAUAUUGAACGCAAAGAAGGGAAAAUUAAUCUAACUCUAAAACAUUCUUUAAAAUUCGAAAAUCUAAGGCAAGAAGCAGUACGUAAAUUUAAAGAUAUCUUCAUUCAGCCAUGCAUUGACUAUUCGCGAAUUGCAAUCAUACUAAACAACGAUGGGAAGAUUCCUUUUAACAAAGUUAAGGAGUAUUUAAAGCGCGAUGAUGUUAUUUGGAUACUGAAUAAGAAAAAAAAGUAUUUAAUUUUAUUUGACAGCGAAAAUUCUCGUAAUUCAUUUUUAAACGAUCAAACAGAGAGGAGAAAGUAUAAUUUUGUCACGCAAGAUGAGUUAAAACUUAAUCAGGCCAUUUAUGACAUGCAAUACAAGAUUUUCAUUGACAACGUUCCACCUGAUAUUAAAAAGAACGAUAUACGUGAGAAGUUCUCUUCAAGUGGUAUCUUAAAAAUUAAACUUGAAGAUGGAAAAUGCAUUAUUAAAUACGAUGAUCAGGCGAUUGUUCGAAAUUUGCUUCAAAGUGGUCCUGUUACUGUUAAAGGGCAUGUUCUUGAUGUAUGCAUUCACGUUGACCCACAAGCAAUCAACGAUUUACAAGAUACUUCCAACUUUCACUUCAAAGAGUUUGAAUCACUAUUAACUGAUAACCCAACAUAUUUAAAGAAGAUUAAAUCCGAAAAUUUCAAUUACGAGCAAUUUCUGAAAAAUUAUUUUACAAGAAUAGGUAUCAUUGGUGACCUUAAUGCAUUUUUCAUACAAUUGUACAAUGAUACAUAUCCAAGACUUAAAAACGGUAUUUCUCUUUUUGAACAACUUUGCAAAUUUAAUGGUGAACAAACACACGAAUUAAUCACCUUCCAUUUGAAGAACGCUAAAAAUCCAGAAGAAAGGCUUAAUGCUUGUAAUGAAAUUUUCAGAGAAUUUUUAUCGAAUAAAAAUUAA
Molecule: messenger RNA, 1032 nt
Organism: Trichomonas vaginalis G3
Lineage: Eukaryota; Parabasalia; Trichomonadida; Trichomonadidae
Product: RNA-binding domain, RBD family-containing protein
Exons: 1
Coding region: 1-1032 (343 amino acids)
Molecular function (GO): RNA binding
Source: RefSeq, a predicted model, not a curated record